Molecule: messenger RNA, 2866 nt
Organism: Rosa rugosa (rugosa rose)
Lineage: Eukaryota; Viridiplantae; Streptophyta; Magnoliopsida; Rosales; Rosaceae
Exons: 13
Coding region: 131-2737 (868 amino acids)
Molecular function (GO): protein binding
Source: RefSeq, a predicted model, not a curated record
AGAAACUAGAAAGCCACUAUCAUUAUCAGAGUUGGAAGACCCUGACGCUGACCCGAACUCCGAGUCUCACACUAUCCACUGUGAUCUGUCCUCACCUUCUUCCCCAAAUUGCUGCUAAUUGUUUGCUUCAAUGUCCGACGUCGGCGAAAGCGAGCCCGCUCCGCUAAAGCCCAAUGGGCCUGUGCGCUCCGAGGAGUCCAUGUCCCCCAUGCAGUUCACCACCUCCGCCGCCGCCAAAAUCGCCUCCCAGCCUCUCCCCUCCUACGACCCCUCCGUCUGGGGCGUCCUCACCGCCAUCUCCUCCAACGCCCGCAAACGCCCCCAGGGCAUAAAUAUGCUAUUGACUUCCAUUGAGCAUCAAAUUGGACGAUGCGUAGCCGAUAAGCGGUUCCAGAUUGAGUCUACUGCCAUUAGUGCAAAUCACUGCAAGAUAUAUAGGAAGAAGGUUGAUGAAGAUGCCAAGUCUGCAUCAAUCUUCCUCAAGGACACAAGCACGAAUGGGACGUAUCUCAACUGGGAGAAGCUCACAAAAGCUGGCCCUGAAGUUGAAGUACAUCAUGGCGACAUUAUCUCGCUUGCUGCACCCCCUCAGCAUGGUAUUGCAUUUGCAUUUGUAUUUAGAGAAGUUGUCUCCAAUGCCAGUACAGCUGGUGCUUUUGCAAAGAGAAAAGCAGAUGAGUUUGCUGGUGAGAACAAGAGACUGAAAGGUAUUGGCAUUGGGGCUCCUGAGGGUCCAAUAUCUCUUGAUGAUUUUCGAAGUCUUCAACGGUCCAACACGGAAUUGAGGAAGCAAUUAGAAAGUCAAGUCAUUACAAUUGAUAGGUUGCGCAGUGACAAUCGUUUGGCUGUUGAGCAUCAUGAAAAUGAAAAAAGAGAACUGAAAGAAUCAGUUGCAAAACCUUACCUUGAUCAACUGAAAGAGUUGCGUCGUGUUGUGGAGGUUAAUCAGAAGGAGGUGGUAGAGAUCAAUAAGAUAUGUGCAGAACAAAGAUAUGCUCUCGAAGACCUUAAUGAAAGGCUUACAGCUUCUGUGCAGUCAUGCACUGAAGCAAAUGAAAUAAUGAAUACUCAGAAAGCUUCUCUGGCUGAGCUCAAGGCACAGUUGGAUGAAGAGCGAGAUCAGAGAAGAGAAGAGCGAGGAAAGGCUGCAGUAGAUCUAAAAGCAGCAGUACAUAAAGCUCAAUCAGAUGCUCAAGAGGAACUAAAACAAUAUUCUGAUGCUGCCACAAGACGAGAGAGAGAGCAACAAGAAGUAAUUAACAAGCUUCAGGAAUCAGAGAGAGAGGCGUGUUUACUAAUAGAGAACUUGAGAACAAAAUUGGAAGACACUAGGCAAAAGUUGGUAGUCUCUGAAAAUAAAAAUCGCCAGCUAGACACCCAAGUUUGCGAAGAGCAGUCAACCUCUGAUAGUCGAAAAAAGAGAGUGGAAGAACUUGAACAUGAGAUGAAAGGACUGAGGAAAGAGCUCGAGAGUGAAAAGCAGGCGGCUCGAGAAGAAGCAUGGGCUAAAGUUUCUGCCCUUGAACUAGAGAUGAAUUCUGCAAUGCAGGAUCUUGAUUUUGAGAGACGAAAAUUGAAGGCUGCUAGAGAAAGAAUAAUGCUUCGGGAGACACAACUAAGGGCAUUUUAUUCCACAACUGAGGAGAUUUCUGUACUGUUUGCUAAACAGCAGGAACAGUUGAAAUCGAUGCAGAGGACACUGGAAGAUGAGGAAAAUUAUGAUAACACAUCAGUUGAUUUUGACCUCAAUGUUAUUGGGGAUACAACUGGAACUGAAGGCAGAGAUGAUAAAGUAAUCAGGUACCGAAGAAACAACACUGCUAGGGCAGGGUCAGCAACAACACCGCAGAGGUCCAAUGGAAAUCAAAUUGGAACAUCUAGUGAAGAAGUCAGUGUUACUGAGAAGCAUGACUGUGAUAUCAGAAGCCAACAAGGUGAACAUACCGAAGAGGCAGAAUUCACUAGUGCAAACCAUGGUGUCAAGGGUGGCUUUGGUUCUGACAUUGAUGGUAUUGGUACAGGACCUGUUAUGGAGGGAGAUGGCAUUGGCACUGAGCAUGUUCCUGAAACUGAAGGCAUUGACACUGAGCAUGUUCCUGAAACGGAGAGCCCUGGAAUGAUUGGUGACGAGAAUAUUGAUUUGAACAAGAUUGCCACUAUGGAAGGGGAUACAAUGCAAAUUGAUGAGGAAGGCCAUGUACAAGGAAAUGAUGAGAAAGUUCCAAUGAUUUUUCAGCAGCGUCACUCUCAAUCAAACACAAUCAGGACAGCAGACCUUAUAGCUUCUGAAGCUAUUGGUAGCUGGGCUUGUAGCACAGCCCCUUCUGUCCAUGGAGAAAAUGGAUCUCCAAGAAGUAGAGACAACAAUGAGGAAGGUGCUGCUGCACCACACGAUCCGAUUGACAGGGUGGCUGAGAGCCAAAGUACUCCAUCUUCUGAGACUGCUGCCACAAGACGGAAUCGUGAGCGUCAAGCACUGAGUGAAAUGAUUGGGAUAGUUGCUCCCGACUUAAAAGAACAGUUCGGUAAUGUGGACGAUAGUUAUGAUAAUGAGAGAAGAAAACAGGCUUCUACAUCUGACUCAGAUACCGAGAGUUGUACGAACAGUGAAGAUAAUAACAAAGUUGAAGCUGCCGAAGGUGAUUCAAUUUCAGACUCAGAGACCGAGGGUAGUGAUCGGGUUGAUAACGCAAUGGACGAAGAUGAUGUGGAUACAGAAGAAGAUUCCGUUGGAUAAUCGGUUCGUAAGGAAUCCAACAAGUAGUCUUACUUUUCUGGUUUGUUUUUCCUCUUCGUUUAGUUCAUACGUUUCGAGAACUCUUUAGGAUCAUGUAUAUAGUAUAUAUGUGCAACUCUCCCUACACCA